Messenger RNA from Magallana angulata, 1735 nucleotides. Its product is annotated as akirin-2-like. Gene Ontology annotation, molecular function: transcription coregulator activity. NCBI's taxonomy places the organism in Eukaryota, Metazoa, Mollusca, Bivalvia, Ostreida, Ostreidae. The record is from RefSeq and is a predicted model, not a curated record. Gene Ontology annotation, cellular component: chromatin; nucleus. Bases 232 to 801 code for a protein of 189 amino acids. The transcript has 4 exons. Gene Ontology annotation, biological process: positive regulation of transcription by RNA polymerase II; positive regulation of innate immune response.
GAACGAGGCUUGUCUUGUUUUGAUUUGAAGUACUCCAUUUUUUGGAUGGAUGGUUUACCUUGUUACCGUUAAAUCAAAAGCCAUCGUGUCCAAAAAAGGCUUUUUCAAGCACCAAUCAUUGCAUAUUCGAGAAAAUUGAAGAUUUGCGUUAUCUACAAACCACUUCAUUGGUGUACAUUACCUCAGAUUUUUACAAAAACUUACUUCAAUCCGUACCCAAUCCCAACAAAGAUGGCUUGCGGUGCAACGCUGAAGAGGUCUCUUGAAUUCGACCCUUUACACAGUCCAAGCCAAACUACGCCUAAACGGAGAAGAUGUAUGCCUAUGACGCUGUCUCCAUCAACUCCUCCUACCAAACAACAUCAAAUUCAACCAUCACCGUUUGGAGAAGUGGGACCAAAGCUAUCAUCAGAGCAAAUAGCUUCAAAUCUCAGUCUUGAAAUAAAGAGAAUGCAGAGAAGGAAACAGUUACAAUAUCCAGGAUGCCCCAGCCCACCUAAUAUGUCUCCUCCCCACGAGUCCACCUCCCAGUCAUCACUGCUGGACCUCCCUUCUGGAUCUUCAUCUACCUCGCUGUUCAAUGCCCUUUCUCCAAACAAAAAAGACAUUCCUAUCUUCACCUUCCGUCAAGUCAGCAUGAUUUGUGAACGCAUGUUAAAAGACCGAGAGGAUCAAGUCCGACAAGAAUACAACUCUGUGCUCACAUGCAAACUAGCAGAGCAAUAUGAGGCUUUCCUAAAAUUUAACCAUGACCAGAUUCACAGAAGGUUUGGAGAUACACCAGUAAGCUAUGUUUCUUAAAAUAUGGAUGGGAUUGUACCAAACUAUGUGUUCUACGUGUAAUUAACUGAAACACUGUUGAAUGGAAGAGUUUGCAUUUGUUCGGUUUUCCUGUUUGAAACUUCAAUUCUAAAGGUUCACAAUUUACUAAGAUUGCUUAAUGUGCUUUACCCUGAAUUUUUUCAUUCUGAGAAGAUAAACAACCUGUGAAGAAGAAAAGAAAACUGUCAUGAAAGUUAUAAUUGUGCUGUGUAAACGUGUAUUUGUGAAGUCUGAAAGUGAACAAUAUCUGUGCUUCUGAUAGAAGUGGAAACAAACUCUCAUGGUGCCAAUAUUUAAAAUCCAAACAAUAUUUUCAUGCCUACUGUGCGUUAAAAUUUCCAUGGAAGACAGUGGAAUUGCCAUGUUGGCUAAGCUUACUGUGUUGCACAUUUAUCUUAUUUCUUACUUUUAUAAAUGUGGACAUCCUGAUAAUAUUUAUUAGCAUGAUGAUAAUGUAUUUUACUGUUAUAUUCUAUCUAGAUACAUAUAGUAAAUCUAUUUAGUUCCUUUUACCUCACAUUCACUUUAAUAUUAUGUAAUGGUCAUUAAACGUAAUUUAAUUACUUUUGAUUGAGUAACACAUGUACAUCGUAGAGCAGGACUUGUUCAUGAUUCAGUACACAUGUACCCUGGAUCGUGUUUUACGUUUAAGCUCUAGGUCUUUUGCACCUAGCUAGAUAAGGUAUUGACCAUGUUUGGUUGCUUUUGUUCCUCAAUUUUUAUUUGGUAAUUUGGCUGCCUUCAGAGAAUGGUGGCAUUUCUGGUGUGCAUGUUAAUAUUUUUUAGUUCUGUGAUUUUAACACAGGUAGUGUUUUUGAAGAUUAACAGGUAGAUUAUAAAAUUGUAAAUAAAUAAACUGUUGUGACGAGCUGCUGUAAAUAAAAUUUGUUGAAUAAAGUAAUGAUACAUUGGA